AUGUGGCGUUAUUUCACUCGUCAUAAAACCAGACGAUAUGUAGACGUCUUACCGGAUUUAGUAUAUGCUUACAAUCAUUCUUAUCAUCGAAGUAUUAAAAGAGCACCAGCUCAAGUGAAUGCCUCUAAUGUAUUAAAAGUCUGGAAAACUUUAUAUGGGGAAAAAUCUCAAACAUUCUCUAAAAAACCUCAAUUUAAACAAGGAGAUCGGGUCCGCAUUAGUAAAGCUAAACGCACUUUUGAAAAAGGAUAUUUACCCAAUUGGACUACAGAAUUGUUUACCAUUUCUAAAAGAGUGCCUGGAAGAUAUCCUUAUGUGUAUAAAAUCCAAGAUGAUCAUGGUGAGGAAUUAGAAGGCACUUUUUACGAGAAAGAAUUACAACAGAUUAAUAAAAAAGAUGAUGUGUACGAAGUAGAAGAAAUUUUGGGGUAUAAAAAGCGACGUGUAGGGAAAAAAAUCAUUCAAGAAGUCAAAGUGCGGUGGAAAGGAUAUCCUCCUAGUUUCGAUUCAUGGAUUCCCCAAACGGAUCUCAUUCAAUAA
Molecule: messenger RNA, 540 nt
Organism: Saccostrea echinata
Lineage: Eukaryota; Metazoa; Mollusca; Bivalvia; Ostreida; Ostreidae
Exons: 1
Coding region: 1-540 (179 amino acids)
Source: RefSeq, a predicted model, not a curated record